Suillus paluster is the source of this 1068-nucleotide messenger RNA. RefSeq lists its product as uncharacterized. The record is from RefSeq and is a predicted model, not a curated record. The transcript is spliced from 2 exons. The coding region runs from base 1 to 1068 and encodes 355 amino acids. Lineage: Eukaryota; Fungi; Basidiomycota; Agaricomycetes; Boletales; Suillaceae.
AUGCUUGAAGCAUUCUCGAUCCCAAUCUGGGUCUGCUAUGACGGGAAUGCUGCUAUCGACAUGAAGUUGUGUCAUUAUAUCCCGUCCCCAAAAGCCAUUGCCGAUGUGAUUGAGGCACAGAAGUUGGACCAGAUGCAUGGGACAUGGGGUCAGCCGGACGGGAUGUGGGGUCAACUGGACAAUGGAAGUGAGAGCGUUGUUGAUUGGGAUCAGGCUUGGAGUCAGGGUGCCCUUGGAUGGGAUCUGGAUGGUGGAGAACACAGGCUCAUAUCAGCAGGUCCUCAGCAACAUGUAGACCCCCGGUUUCCGGUCCCAGAACAACUCAGUGGGCAGAAGCCAGGACAAGAUUACAAGGUGUUCUUUACAUGGCAACGCAAGGAAAAUAAGAUGAAGGAAGCCAGUGAGACUCCAACUUGCCAGCAGUCAUGUCAGAGCCAUGAGUGUUCAGCAAUGAACCAUGGUAUUCCAGGCAAAUCCAAUACAGCCGUUGUAUUCAAAUGGCAAUCCCAAGAUGAAUUCAAUGGCUUUCUUCUGUGCAUCCGCCUCACAAAGGCCCAGAUACCAAUGACUUGGGGAAACUAUAAUCCCAGCAGCAUUCCCGAUAGCGACUGGGAAGAAGAUCAUUUCCUGCCUGUUCCCACUCCUUCUGGUCCUCCUCCGCCCCAUCUGCCCCCACCCCUGCUGUCCAGUUUCAUGCAGGAUAUCGAGAACUACUUUGGCCAUCAUGGGGUUGCACCCUCGUCAAAUUACACUCAUGGCAUUGAAUUUUUUGCCUCAAUCCUUCAUUUCCAUCUCGGAUUUCAGCUCACAGCAUCAACCCACACAGCCCGUGAUAGAUCAACCAUGUUUGAACAGUGGAUUCAGAGGACUACAUGGAUUAACCUAUGCAAACUCAUCGGUGACUCAGGCGACAACGUUGAAUUGGUUGCAGACGCAUGGAAGCGCAUUAUCACAUGUUUCAUUGGUUACCUUGUUACCCUCCCCAGCUCUCAGUUGUCUCACAUACUGUCUGAUCUCUGGGACCUAGGACCCGAUUCCCCCCUGUUGGCCUUGAAUGCAAACAUUUGA